AUGACCCAGCAAGAACAACAUCAAGGAAGACUCGCCUUCAUCGGUGGCGGAAACAUGGCCGAGGCCAUCCUCGGUGGACUCCUCGCCUGCGGCUACCCCCUUUCCCAAUGUGUCGUGACAGAACCCAUCCAGGCUCGCUGUGAAUUCCUUCAGUCCAAAUACCCCGGUCUCCAAACCCUCUCUGGCCCCGAUGCCAAUCGCCUCGCCGUUCAAGGAUCCAAAUCUGCCACCACCACACAAACGCUGAUCCAGGACGGAUCGAUUCAAGUCAACCCCACUGCAGCUUCAACCGAUUUCGCCCCUGCUGAAGUGAUCAUCUUGGCUGUCAAGCCCCAGGUCUUGAGGAACGUUGUCAUCGAUCUUGCCCCUGCUCUUCGUGCUCUUCAGCCCCUUGUCAUCUCGAUCGCCGCCGGCAUUGAGACCAGCGCGAUCGUACGAUUCAUGGCCGAUGGAGUUGAUGAGGACGCAAUUGCCGCUGGAUCGGUCAAGUUGCCCCCCGUCAUCCGUGUCAUGCCCAACACCCCCGCCUUGGUCCUCGAGGGCGCCGCAGGAAUGUAUGCGACCGCCGACGCAACAGCUGAACAGCGCGAGGUGGCCGAGUCGCUCAUGGCCGCCGUCUCGAAGCAGGUCUCCUGGGUCGAGACCGAAUCGCUGAUCGACACUGUGACUGGUAUCUCGGGAUCAGGACCCGCCUACUUUUUCUUGAUGAUGGAGGCCAUGGAGGAGGCGGGCGUCAAGCUGGGCAUGGACAGAGCUACAGCCAAGGCAUUGACCAUCCAGACCUGUCUGGGCGCUGCUAAGAUGGCCCAGUUGAGCUCGGAUGAUCUGGAGACGCUUCGCAUCAAGGUCACCUCGCCUCAAGGAACCACCGAUGCUGCAAUCAAGGCCUUUGAAGCCGGUGGGUUCCGGGAUCUGGUUGAGAAGGGUGUCACUGCUGCCGAUGCCAGGAGCCGUACCCUCGCCAAGGAGCUUGGAGGUGCCAAACUUUAG
Molecule: messenger RNA, 990 nt
Organism: Linnemannia hyalina
Lineage: Eukaryota; Fungi; Mortierellomycota; Mortierellomycetes; Mortierellales; Mortierellaceae
Source: the annotation of a GenBank genome assembly